AUGACUGCUGCAGCACAAAACGAGAAUCUCAAUGCGCUGUUCGCACCCGUCGGUAACGGCCUCGAGCCAGACAUUGUCGGCGUGCUCGAGUCAAUAUUACGACUAUACUCAAUUACUCCUCAAGAACUAUUCUACAAAUGGGAGUCCUACUGCCUGAAAAUGGGCUCUGAAGAAACUGUUCUAGAUCUCCCUACAGCACGAAUGUUUCAGAAAGACGUACAAGAUGGCUUGGAACGCAGCCACCAAGGCAAGCACAGUGAGAGAAAGCCAAUAGUCAAUGCUACACCACGAACGGCAGUCAAGAGUGGUGAUGUCUACGGAAUGCUUGACGAUCUCACACCGAGCGCCGGACCUAAACGCAAUGCUAGUGUUAAGAGGAGGAACGACUUCGAGACACCAGCGCCGAAACGAGUAGCACGACCAGACAAGCACAACACUACUACACCCUCAGGAGUAUCUUUUUCGCAACGUCAGAAUUCUGGUGAGGUAAUCCAACAGAUUAAUGGCCAUAUUCCUGUCGCAGAGACUCCCAUCGCACCCUAUGCAGAGGCACGCAUCAAACCAAUCGCAAACACAGAUGUGAAGAAGUUUGGAUACAAGCCCAUGUCCAUGCGUAUAAACGAGUCAUCAGAAGUACUUGAUGAAAGGAUAGAAGACUUCCACGCCUUGAUACAAAAGCAUCACAAAUUGGAGGACAGCAGUUUCGGGGACGCAAGCGCACAAAGUACCAACGAGAUCGUCGCGGUUGGCAGGAUUGCAUGCGACACUCCGGAAGGCAAGCUGAACCAGGCAUCGUUACUGCUUGAGCUCUCAAGGAAGUGGGGUGGAGGUAGACGUGUUCCUCUAAAGGUCGAGGAAUUGCAGACAUAUUCUCUAUUUCCAGGACAGAUUGUGGCUGUUCGAGGAACAAAUGCAUCGGGUCAUUAUUUCCAGGUCACAGAGGUGUUGACGAUCCCAUCUCCCCCAUUACCAGUCUCUGCACCUGCGACCAUCCAUACUAUGAAUGGGAAAAUGGGAGUGUCGGAUGAUUCGACAGGCUCACCUCUGGAUAUCUUGUUUGCCUCUGGUCCCUACACAGCAGACGAUAAUCUCGAUUUUGAGCCUCUGCAAGCUCUUUGCAAGAAAGCUGCCGAGGACAUGGUAGACGCAAUGGUCUUGACGGGACCACUACUUGACAUUGAACAUCCGCUUCUGGCUGCAGGUGACUUUGACCUGCCGGACGUCAAGGGUAUCGACCAGGAUGCCAACAUGACGACCCUUUUCAGGUUGUGGAUAUCUUCACAACUGGAGAAAGUUUGCUCUGCAGUACCAUCUCUGACAAUAGUUAUCGUACCCAGCACCCGAGACGCGAUCAAUAAACACGUCUCGUGGCCACAGGAGCACUUGGUGAGAAAAGACUUGGGUCUUCCCAAGCAAGUAAAGAUGUUACCUGAUCCAUGCUUCAUCUCUCUCAACGAGGUGGUCGUAGGGAUCUCAAGCCACGAUGUCCUGGUUCAACUGAGUCGAGAACAAAUCUCGCACAAUAGCAAAACUGGUCUGUUGGAACGACUUCCUAAUUAUCUAAUUGAGCAGAGGCAUUUCUUUCCACUAUAUCCCUCGCUUUCACGAGACAAGUUAUCGCAGGACGGAGUGAAGGCGGUAGGUGAUUGUAUUGAUCUUGGGUAUUACAAGCUUGGUGAGUGGUCGAAUGUCAGGCCUGAUAUUUUGUUCUUGCCUAGCAUGUUGACGCCAUCUGUAAAGGUCGUUGACUCUGUUGUGGUCAUUAAUCCAGGCACCUUGUCGAAGCGAAAGGCGCCCGGGACAUUUGCUCAGAUGACUCUCACACCUCGUAAGAUCUCGGAGGAAGAGCUAUCCCAGUCAAUGAUUGCACAUGAUGUCGCGGAACGUGCGAGGGUAGAUGUGAUUCGAAUAUGA
Lithohypha guttulata is the source of this 1914-nucleotide messenger RNA. It is a transcript of the gene POL12, whose product is annotated as DNA-directed DNA polymerase alpha subunit pol12. Bases 1 to 1914 code for a protein of 637 amino acids. Gene Ontology annotation, cellular component: alpha DNA polymerase:primase complex. The record is from RefSeq and is a predicted model, not a curated record. Gene Ontology annotation, molecular function: DNA binding. The transcript is spliced from 2 exons. Lineage: Eukaryota; Fungi; Ascomycota; Eurotiomycetes; Chaetothyriales; Trichomeriaceae. Gene Ontology annotation, biological process: DNA replication; DNA replication initiation.